AAAAAUACGAAUUAAAGUAUACAGUCAAAUAAGCUAGUUCAGUUUCUCUCUAUAAUAAUGUAGUGAGGAACUGUGGAGAAACUCUACGUUCAUUCUGUGCUUUGGUAGGCGCCGGGCGUUUGUUGGGCAUGAUGACCGCGAGACUGGCGUCACGCCUAGGCACGUACUGGAAGAGCCUGCUGCAAGACUACGGCGCUGCUGUGAAGGACAUUGUGAAGGAUUCAAGGAGCCGGCCAGGUAGUGGGGCACUGUGCGUACUGGUGGCCACCAAGCCAGACCCAGAUUCAUUCCUUGAUGCACUGGGCUCCAGUGCAAAUGACCUGCUGCUGCUGAGUGACAGAACGCGCAACCCAGAAUCUGAGGCACAUGUGCGGCACCUGGAGGCAUGUUGCUGCCAUGGUGCUUUGCGUUCCUGGGACUUGCUGCUGGCAACAGUUGUGUGGGAAAGUGAUCAUGGUGAGGGAUGCGACUUGUAUGCAGCACGCUGCACGUACCUGCAACCACGGCCAUUGUUUGAACGGCAUCGACUGGUUGAUGUUGGCCUCCUUGGAACAUGGCUCAAUCUGAGGCGCAAGAUGCAAGACUGUGAAAUCAACCACUCACAGUGGCAAUGAGACUGGUGCCAAGAGCAAAGCAGACUGUCAUGCAGAUGUGCAUCCACACACUGUCAGAUAACCAUAUUAGGACAAAACAGUUGUGGGAAUAAAACCUGAGGCUUAAUUGAGUGCACUGAUUAUGAAUAAAUCAAUGGUUAACAAAUGAGA
Dermacentor andersoni is the source of this 764-nucleotide messenger RNA. Its product is annotated as mitochondrial import inner membrane translocase subunit Tim29-like. The record is from RefSeq and is a predicted model, not a curated record. NCBI's taxonomy places the organism in Eukaryota, Metazoa, Arthropoda, Arachnida, Ixodida, Ixodidae. Gene Ontology annotation, cellular component: TIM22 mitochondrial import inner membrane insertion complex. Gene Ontology annotation, biological process: protein insertion into mitochondrial inner membrane.